Messenger RNA from Chara braunii, 1741 nucleotides. Lineage: Eukaryota; Viridiplantae; Streptophyta; Charophyceae; Charales; Characeae. The record is from the annotation of a GenBank genome assembly.
UUCAGUUUGAAUUGUCCUUCUCUCAAUUUUUGUAGGACUAAACGCCGAUGCUUUCCAUGGUAUUUCAGUGUCUUGCUAAAAACUAAAAUGUCAUCAAGGGGGCUGGUUGCGAUACAGACUUGCAAAUCGUUCGUCGAGGAGGAGGAGGAGGAGGAGGAGGAGGAGGAGGAGGAGGAGGAGGAGGAGGAGGAGGAGGAGGAGGAGGAUGGCGAGAAGGUGGAGGACGAAGAAGAGGAGGAGGAGGAGGAGGAGGAGGAGGACGAGAGGGAGAACGACGAAGAAACUUGCCAAUCGUUCGUUGAAGAGGAGGAGGAGAAGAAGGAGGAGGAGGAGGAGGAGGAUGAGAGGGAGGACGACGAAGAAGAGGUCGACGAGGACGAGGAAGAGAGGGAGGAGGAGGAGGAGUACGAGAGUAGGAGGGAGGAGGUGGAGAAGAGGCGGAUUGGCCAACAAACUGUUUUGGGCCAAAAGCCUUCAAGUUUCAUAACGCAGGAUGCCUUUUGGGAGUUUUUCACCAGCGAGAGCGUGGCCCGAAGCCGCCGGCGGCGGGGUGGCUGCUGUGCGACUGCGCAGGCGGCGUCAUCAGGAAUGGGUUGGAUGAGAAUGUUGGAGAUUGUGUUUCAGGAUCAUGCAGUGAAAUGGUUUGCGGUGAAUAUCUCGUGGAUGGCCAGUCAGGCCGUUCUGUUACGGAGUUCAUAGCAUAGUAUGCUAUGCGUACAUUAUGACACACACACAUGGAUAACUCUUCUAGGCGCUGUUUCAGGGUCGAAUUCCUGAAACCCUGAUACCGUUGCUAUCCCAUGCAAAACGAUUCGCCCACCAUGUUGUUGAUAAAGUCCCUGGUUUAUCCUAUGACAUCCACAUCAAUUGCGUACAUGCCCUGCACACUGAAGUGUUCCUCGUUUUACGUUGUAAGGACAGUCUGGCAGUCUGCCUUCAACAAGGGUCAAAGGGUGCAUGACCUAAACCAUCAAUAUGGGGAGUCUGCAGAUUGUCGAGGGUUCAGCUUCCUGAUGAGUCGGUGCACACAGGCAUUUCAACACACUUGCAUGUUAGCCACAUGCACACAUUUGGACACCACUGUAGUUCUCUCUCUCUCUCACUCUCUCUCCCUUUCUCUUCCUCUUGCUCUCCUGCCUUGCCCCACCCCAUCAUCAAGUGAAGCAAUGGCCCAAGGGGAGAUACCAUCCAAUAUCCAGGCAAAAGACAGGUGAGACAUAAGAACAAGUGGCGGAGUGGGAGAAGGUAGACCCUUAUACCGAGGGAAUGGACGCAGGAAACAUCCGUUACAGGAAACAUCACAGCAAAACUCUUGGAUUUGGGUGCUAAGGACUAGGGCUGAGGGCAGACCUCUCCUCCGCAGUCCACUUUUCCUCGUAGCUUCCACUGCCUACACAAUGCACACUCAUCGUGAACGUAGACAAGCUACCUUCCUGCUCAGGUACGGCUAUUAUGAGGGUGCAUUGUACUAAGGGGAAGAUAGUACCCCGCACAUAUGUGAAGAGCGCUACAAAAUCAUCGGGAGUUGCGGGAGAGGGAAGCAGUGAACACACAGCGAACACACAUGGACACAGUGAACACAAUUAACACGCAGUGAACAAUUGUAAAUGCUGCGUACAAAAAGAAUGUCGAAAAUUCCGUCGGGCCUAGCUCAGUUGGUACACCCACGAACUGUUGAAAUACAGACUCAAGUUCAAAUCCAGACACAAUAAGAUGACCAGAAUAAAAUCAUUCUGAAUUA